AUGACGAACUCUUCGCAGGUGCAUUCGGUUAUGCGAGCACUGCGCCUAGCUACUCGUGCCGUCAGAGGUGGUAUACAAAAUGGCUGGCAACGAAACUCGAUGGCGACUGUCGCACCGCCAGUCACUCAAAAUGCCGCUGGGUCCCUGGGGCCGACAGCGAUGCUAUUCCUGAACAUGGGAGGACCAUCUACGACCGGCGAAGUUCACGAUUUUCUAAGCAGACUAUUUGCCGAUGGCGACCUAAUACCUCUGGGAAGACUACAAGCAUACAUCGGGCCGCUCAUCGCAAGCAGGCGUACGCCCAAGAUCCAGAAGCAAUACUCAGACAUCGGCGGUGGCUCUCCAAUUCGAAAAUGGUCUGAGUACCAGUGUGCGGAGAUGUGCAAGAUCCUGGAUAAUACGUCUCCCGAGACGGCGCCACACAAACCAUACGUUGCGUUCCGAUACGCCAAUCCCCUGACCGAAGACACUUACGCAAAGAUGAUGGAUGAUGGGUUUGGUCGAGGGAACGGAGGCAGGGCUGUCGCUUUUACACAGUACCCGCAGUAUUCGUGCUCCACAACCGGCAGCUCGUUGAACGAGCUAUGGAAGUGGCGAAACAGGUUGGAGGGCAAGCGCGGGACAGGUGAAGAGCAGCCCGAGGGUGCCAUCAAAUGGAGUGUCAUUGACCGCUGGCCUGCUCACGCUGGCUUGGUAGAAGCCUUCGCCCAGAAUAUUGAGGCCAAACUCGCAGAAUACCCUGAACACGAACGGAAGGAUGUCGUCCUGCUGUUCUCGGCUCACAGCCUGCCUAUGAGCGUAGUCAACAGAGGCGACCCGUACCCAGCGGAAGUUGCGGCAACUGUCUACGCCGUCAUGAAUCGACUCAAGUUUUCGAACCCUUAUCGGCUUUGCUGGCAGUCUCAGGUUGGUCCUUCGGCGUGGCUGGGUGCCCAAACCAGCGACUCGGUCAAAGAGUACGUGGCUAGGGGUCAGACUAAUCUGGUUCUUGUUCCAAUUGCUUUUACCAGCGACCACAUUGAAACACUAUACGAGCUAGACAUGGAAGUUAUGCAUGAAGACGCUGGGGGUCAUCCCGGCGUCAAACGAGCGGAAAGCCUGAAUGGUAGCCCGGUCUUCAUCCAGGCCCUCGCAGACAUUGCGAGAGACCAUCUACGGAGCGGAGAGAGCUGCUCACGGCAGAUGGGCCUACGAUGUCAGGGAUGUAAGAGUGAGCGGUGCUUGGAGCAGAAAAAGUUCUUCGCUGGCCAGUCGAACCUACUACCGGCCAUUAAAUAG
Messenger RNA from Cyphellophora europaea CBS 101466, 1278 nucleotides. Its product is annotated as ferrochelatase. The record is from RefSeq and is a predicted model, not a curated record. The transcript has a single exon. Gene Ontology annotation, molecular function: protoporphyrin ferrochelatase activity. The coding region runs from base 1 to 1278 and encodes 425 amino acids. Lineage: Eukaryota; Fungi; Ascomycota; Eurotiomycetes; Chaetothyriales; Cyphellophoraceae. Gene Ontology annotation, biological process: heme biosynthetic process.